ACAGAGGCGGCGCAGUGUAGUGGAAAGAUCAGGAGUUCUGGGGUCACAGACGCCUGGGUUUCGAUCCCAGCUUGGACUUAUUCGAAACCUUGGGCAAGGGUCGCAUUACUUUUCUGCUUCCCCUUCGGUUUCCUCAUCUGUGGAAUGGGCAUGGAGAAGCCUGCUAACAUUACCGUUGAGGGGACUAAGUGCAACACUACGCAAAGCCUCUGGCACAUGGCAGGCGCUAAAUAAAAAUGGGGGCCUCUCUCCUAGAGAAAAGCGAAGAGGUGGAGACGAUGAAGGGUGCCAGUGGGAAAGGGAGACGGGGUGAGUCGGCGGCGCUCAGAGGAAAGGGGCGAGGGGUCGGUGGCAGGCUCCGCGCCCCUCACGGUGCCAGAACGCUGCGGGCAGCAAGCCGGGCUCUGAGGAUACUCCCGGGAGGGGCAGGCCGCUGGGCGCCGCGCCAGCGUCCCUCCAUCACUCCCUGCCUUGUUCCCUCACUCCGCCCUGGCCUUACUCCCCUUGCUUACCCUGCCCAGCCGGGCCCGUCAGCGCUCCCGGCUCAGCAACGGGUUGUCUCCUGCGCGUCCGUGGAAACGCCGUCCGGACGGAACAACUUCCGGCCCGACGGCACCAUCAUUGGCUGUUCACGCCGGGGCGGGGCAGAGGCCGCCACUGAUUGGCUGGCGGCCCCGGCUCCGCGUCGGAACGUGACUGGACGGUGGUGUGCUGUCCGGUCUGCCUUCAGGAGAACGGAGCGCUUCCGGUGGUCUGGCUUUGAAUGACAGCAAGAACUCCGUCUUUAAUGGCUUCAUUGGUAGCGUAUGAUGAUUCGGACUCGGAGGCUGAGACAGAGCCUGCAGGAAGUUUUAAUGCCACCGGCCAGAUGAAAGACACUUCUAGUGUGGCCAGAUCACCUGGGCAGGAUUUUGCAUCUGGUACACUGGAUGUACCCAAAGCAGGGGCACAGCCCACAAAGCAUGGCUCUUGUGAAGACCCAGGGGGCCAUCGCCUUCCACUGGCUCAGCUUGGGAGAAGCGAUCGGGGAUCUUGCCCCAGCCAGAGGCUACAGUGGCCCGGGAAGGAGCCUCAAGUCACCUUCCCCAUCAAAGAGCCUUCUUGUUCUUCUCUGUGGACGAGCCAUGUUCCAGCCAGCCACAUGCCCCUGGCAGCUGCCCGCUUUAAGCAAGUAAAACUCUCCAGGAACUUUCCCAAAUCAUCUUUCCGUGCUCAAAGUGAGUCUGAAACCGUAGGUAAAAAUGGCAGCUCUUUUCAGAAGAAAAAGUGUGAGGACUGUGUGGUACCCUAUACUCCCAAAAGACUAAGACAGCUGCAGGCUUUAAGCACGGAAACAGGCAAGGGUAAAGAGGUGGAGCCACAGGGGCCCCCUGCAGGGCGUGCCCCGGCCCCUCUCUAUGUGGGCCCCGGAGUGUCUGAGUUUAUUCAGCCGUAUUUGAAUAGCCAUUAUAAAGAAACCACAGUUCCCAGGAAAGUGCUUUUCCACCUGAGAGGCCAUAGGGGCCCUGUCAACACCAUUCAGUGGUGUCCAGUCCUUUCUAAGAGCCACAUGCUUCUCUCCACUUCUAUGGAUAAAACUUUCAAGGUAUGGAACGCCGUGGACUCUGGGCACUGCCUGCAGACCUACUCCCUGCACACAGAGGCAGUGCGGGCCGCCCAGUGGGCUCCCUGUGGCCGGCGCAUCCUCAGCGGUGGCUUUGACUUCGCCCUGCACCUAACAGACCUUGAAACAGGAACCCAGCUAUUUAGUGGUCGAAGUGACUUUAGAAUCACUACCUUGAAAUUCCAUCCAAAAGACCACAACAUCUUUUUAUGCGGAGGCUUCAGCUCUGAAAUGAAAGCUUGGGAUAUAAGGACUGGCAAGGUGAUGAGAAGCUACAAGGCGACCAUCCAGCAGACCUUGGACAUCCUGUUUCUCCGGGACGGCUCCGAGUUCCUGAGCAGCACAGACGCUUCCACCCGGGACUCGGCUGACCGCACCAUUAUUGCCUGGGAUUUCCGGACCUCUGCCAAAAUCUCCAACCAGAUUUUUCACGAGAGGUUCACCUGCCCCAGCCUCGCCUUGCACCCGAGAGAGCCCGUGUUCCUGGCACAGACCAAUGGCAACUACCUGGCCCUUUUCUCUACUGUGUGGCCCUACCGGAUGAGCAGACGGCGGCGCUAUGAAGGGCACAAGGUGGAGGGCUACUCAGUGGGCUGCGAGUGUUCCCCAGGCGGUGACUUGCUGGUGACGGGCAGCGCCGAUGGCCGGGUCCUGAUGUACAGCUUCCGCACAGCCAGCCGAGCAUGCACGCUGCAGGGGCACACGCAGGCCUGUGUCGGCACCACCUACCACCCCGUGCUGCCCUCCGUCCUCGCCACCUGCUCCUGGGGAGGGGACAUGAAGAUCUGGCACUGAGCUUUUUGUCACUGAACCUUCCUAAUGCCAGCUGGGCUCUGUGACUCCCCUCUUCCUCAAGGGUAGAUGAGAGGAAUGAGCACAGAGGUUGGCUGUGGAUCCUGGGUACCACCCUCUGAGCCUCAGUUUCCUCAUCUGUAAAGUGGGGACAAAAGUCUGUUUGCCUCAGGAGUGUGAGGACUACAGUAGUGAAAGCGCCUGGCGGGCAGCCGGCGAUGCCCAAUAAAUGUGUGUUUUGCUAUUUGUUAA
Symphalangus syndactylus (siamang) is the source of this 2647-nucleotide messenger RNA. RefSeq names its product WD repeat domain 25 (gene WDR25). Gene Ontology annotation, molecular function: protein binding. The record is from RefSeq and is a predicted model, not a curated record. NCBI's taxonomy places the organism in Eukaryota, Metazoa, Chordata, Mammalia, Primates, Hylobatidae.